Crotalus tigris (Tiger rattlesnake) is the source of this 8802-nucleotide messenger RNA. It is a transcript of the gene MED20, whose product is annotated as mediator complex subunit 20. Gene Ontology annotation, molecular function: transcription coactivator activity. Gene Ontology annotation, cellular component: mediator complex. NCBI's taxonomy places the organism in Eukaryota, Metazoa, Chordata, Lepidosauria, Squamata, Viperidae. Gene Ontology annotation, biological process: regulation of transcription by RNA polymerase II. The transcript is spliced from 4 exons. The record is from RefSeq and is a predicted model, not a curated record. Bases 161 to 799 code for a protein of 212 amino acids.
UGGUUUCUUCUGUUAGAAGCGAGGGCAAGGAAGGCGAGCUGCAUCGUGGGUCUGGCUGGGAGGUCGCUACGCGCUUCAAAAUCCGAGAGGAAGCAAUCCCGAGUUGCGGACUCCCUUACUGCAAGAACCGACCCAGUGGCACGCGGAGGCCGUGGCAAGCAUGGGCGUCACCUGUGUAUCUCAGAUGCCAAUAGCAGAGGGGAAAAGUGUUCAGCAAACAGUUGAAAUCUUAACAAGAAAAUUGGAGCUACUUGGCGCAGAAAAACAAGGAACAUUUUGUGUAGAUUGUGAAACCUACCACACUGCAGCCUCCACAAUGGGCAGUCAAGGACAGGGUGCCAAACUGAUGUAUGUGAUGCACAAUUCGGAAUAUCCCCUCACCUGUUUUGCUCUCUUUGAAAAUGGCCCAUGCCUUAUAGCAGAUACCAACUUUGACAUCCUUAUGGUGAAAUUGAAAGGCUUCUUUCAAAAUGCCAAAGGGAACAAAAUAGAGAGCCGAGGCACUCGGUAUCAGUACUGUGAUUUUUUGGUGAAGGUCGGCACAGUCACCAUGGGGCCCAGUGCCCGUGGAAUAUCUGUUGAGGUGGAAUAUUGUCCAUGUGUGGUAGCCACUGACUGUUGGAAUCUUGUAAUGGAAUUCAUGCAGAGCUUUAUGGGAAAUCAUGCUCCUGGUAUCCCCUCUGUGUUCAGUAAUAAGCAUGACAGCAUCUACAGUCCAGCUGAUACAAUAGUUCAAUACAUGGAACUUUUCAACAAAAUUCGCAAGCAGCAGCAAGUGCCUGUUGCAGGUAUCAGAUGAAGAAGUGUCAGAAAAUGUUCUUCAAGUAAGCAACCACUUUGUUGAAUAGCAAAUUCAAUCCAGUAUUCCAGAUGGCAGUUAUUACCCAUCAAAGCAAUAUGUCUCUGUUGUAAAUAUCUUCUUGUUGAAGAUGAAUGUUGUCUCAUAUCAGACUCAGAAAUGUAUGCCAUAGUUACUUUGCCCUUGUUUUAGAUUCAGGGAAUCUAGUCAUGAAAACCAAUAGCUGUACUGUUAUAAUUUAAAUUUUAUGUUAAUGAAAACAUAGAAUCUGUAUGUGUAGGUUUUUAAGGAUGUUAAUUGUCAUUGUAUUCUGUCUAGUAGGGAUUAAUUAUUGUUUAGUUUGUAUUUUGCUCCUACAAAACCUUUUUGUUAGUUCUUACAUAAAUAUAUUAAUCUUCUCGAUUAAAAAGCUGUUAAAAGCUAUUUUCUAAUUAAUUUAGUCAAGACUUGAUAAUUACAUAACUGCCUAUGUAACUAACUGUCUCUGUACAAUAACCUUUCCAUAAACUCUGCUUGUGUUGAAUUUUAUGCUGUUCUAUGCAAGAAAAAUAAGACUCUAGGUUUUAAUGAGACCCUAGUAAUGAAUUCCCUUCCUGUACAGAGGUAACCACAGCCUUUAAAAAAAGUUCUAAUUAUCAAUUAGACCAAAGAACUUAGGCGUAUGUUUUUGGUAAUGGGAGUGGUAGCCAUCAAUAAUGCCUAAUAGUAUAUCUUAAAGAUCCCUGAAAAAUAUCUGUUCUCUAACCCUAAUAUAAGUCUAGGUAGUAGUAUGCUUAAAAAUUAUUUAGGUAUUUUUGCUUUCUUAACUCUAGUAUAGUAUGUGUGAUAGUAUAAUUUCAAAAAUGUUUUCAUUCUGGUACACUAAUAUUUGUAGAAGGGGCGUUGUCUUACCUGAACACCUUUUCUCAGCAGGAUGAUGUAGAAUCCACUGGAUGGGUUGUUACAGCCUUCCUGCUCAGCAAACUAGGUCAGAACUUUGGCCACGCCUCUCCUUUGGGCGUGCCUCCCCAGUUUUGACGAGACGAAGCAGCUCUGAUGAAUUCUACACAAUGGCUCCAUUUGUCAUAACACCUGCCUAGACUACCAACAUGAGAGGGUGUGGAUUCUACAUCAUCCUGCUGAGAAAAAGCGUUCAGGUAAGACAACGCCCCUUCUCCAGCAGGAUGACUAGAAUCCACUGGAUGGGACAUACCAAAGCCGCUCAUGUCCCCUCGGGAGGGAGAGUCUAGGCUGGUGAACCUUGAGAAGAAACAACCUGUUGAAGUACACGCCUGCCAAACGCAGCAUCAGCCGCCGCAAAGGCAUCUACACGGUAAUGUUUGACAAACGCCGAAGGAGAAGACCACGUUGCAGCUCUACAAAUCUCCACCGAAGUCUGCGUGGACCAUGCAGCCGACGUGGCAGCGCUGCAUGUCGAGUGGGCCGUAACAUGCGAAGGGACAGGAAGUGACUGAGAAGAAUAGGCUCGAGUUAUACAUGCCUUAAUCCACCUACUAUGGUUGAAGAAGAAACCUUCCCCAUGGCCGAAGGUUGGAAAGAUACAAAUAGGGCCUCCGACUUACGGAAGGAUGAAGUACGCUUCACGUAGUAACGCAGAGCUCUGCGUACGUCUAACUUAUGCCACUGUCGUUCCAACCUGUGUGUGGGAUUGGACAGAAAUUGGGAAGGAUUAAUUCCUGAGACCUGUGAAAAAUAGUGUUAACUUUUGGAACGAAGGAAGGAUCCAGUCUAAGGACUACCUUGUCUUCAAAACAGGUGCACAAAUCCUCCCUGACGGAAAGCGCGGCUAAUUCCGAAAUCCUUCUAGCUGAGGUAAUAGCCACCAGAAACGCCACCUUUAAAGACAAGAAGUGGAGAGAGCAUGAACUGAGAGGUUCAAACGGAGAUGAUAUCAAAGCCUGCAACACCUUAGUUAAGUCCCAAGAUGUAUAGCGAUGUACCACGGGAGGUGUGGUGUUAACCGCUCCCUUUAGAAAGGCACUGAUCGCUGGAUGUUGAGACAAGGGACUGGAAUUGUCACAGGAGAGAACCAUUGAAAGGGCUGCUAGUUGCCUGCGGAUAGUACUGGAUGACAAACCCUUGUUCAAACCUUCCAACAGAUAAUCAAGAAUAUUUGGAAUAGUGACCGAAAGUGGGUCCAACCUUUGUACAGAACACCACUUGCAGAAUCCCUUCCAUGUGGCAUCAUAAAUCCUAUUCGUUGAAGGGCAUCUCGAUGCUUGUAUCAUCGAGAUUACCCCGGACGAAUACAACUGCCUGGCUAAACCUUCCCGCUCAAGUGCCAAGCGGCUAGCUGCAGCCACUGCAGGUCGGGAUGUAGGAAGUUGCCCUGACUGAGGACCACUCGGUCCGGAGGAAUUCUCCACGGAGGUGAGAUCGAGAGAUCCACAAGGUCGGCAAACCACGGACGCCUUGGCCAAUGUGGAGCAAUCAAGACUACCUCUGCUCCUUCCAGAAUCAGUUUGCGUACGGUUGCUGGUAACAGAGGAAGUGGUGGGAAAGCGUACAGAAGCUGCACCAGCCACCGACAUCGGAGGGCAUCCGUUCCCUCCGCUCCCCGUGUCGGGAACCUGGAGAAGAACUGGGAAGCUGUGUGUUUGUCGGGGUGCCAAACAGGUCCAGGUGAGGUCGCCUGAAUCUCAGUGAGAUCUCCUCGAACAGAGUUGGGUCCAGUCGCCAUUCCACAUGGUCCACCUUGGCUCUGCUCAGGGAGUCUGCUUGACGAUUUCCCUCCCCUGAAAUAUGCUACGCCCUGAUGGAACUCAAAUUUGACUCUGCCCAAAGGCCCAGAGCUGAUGUUUCUCGCAUCAGUUCCCAGGACCGGAUCCCUCCUUCUUUGUUGACGUGAGCCUUUGCUGCCACGUCCGUCAGAACGAGGACAUGUUUCCCUUUUAUCAGAGGGGAGAAUUGAAGGAGUGCUAGGUGUAUGGCCCGGAGUUCGAGCCAGUUGUUAUUGUGGGCAAGAUCCAAUCGUGACCACUGCCCCUGGGCCAGAUGGGUCUUCAGGUUAGCUCCCCAACCGAACAGACUCGCGUCUGUUGUGAGGGUGAUCCGGGUGGGCUCCCUGAAUAUAGUUCCCUUGGUCAUCGCGGAUGAUGUCCACCAAAGUAGAGACAGUAAUGUGUGAUGUGGGACUGUGACCCUCCUGUUGGAGGAACUGAGGUUCUGUCUCUGAUAGGGAAGUAGGAACCAUUGUAGGAGCCUGGAGUGGAGCCUGGCCCACGGAAUGAUACCCAUGCAAGAAACCAUCUUUCCCAGGAGCUUUGACAGUUGUGCCAGAGGCACCCUCCUGUCUUUCUGAACCAGGUGAACCAGUUUCCUGAUGCUGGUCUGACCUUCCGGAGAAAGGUAUACCUUGCAAAGUGUCAAAUCUAUUAUUGCCCCCAGGUGUUGGAGUCUUCUUGUGGGAGUCGUAUGGCUCUUCUUGAAAUUCACAGAGAACCCAUGAUUCAGAAGAGUGAGUAUUGUGGUCUGAAUGUCUAACUGUGCUGCCUGGAAAGAACUGGACUGAACUAGAAUAUCGUCCAGGUAACAUUGUACGCGCACCAGCAUCAACCUGAGAUGGGCCGCUAUGACCGCUAAUAUCUUUGUGAAGACCCUUGGGGCUGAGGAUAGACCGAAGGGAAGGGCCCUGUACUGGUAAUGCCGGUGCGCGUAGCAGAACCUGAGAAACUUGUGAUAUUGCGGGUGUAUGGGAAUAUGUAGAUAUGCCUCCUCAUGUCUCCCUUCCUGAUGCUGGCCAAUAUGGACUUUAGGGACUGCAUCUUGAACCUUCUGUAGGUUAUGAAAUAAUUCAGUCCCUUUAAAUCCAGUAUUGCCCUCCAUCCUACUGAGGUCUUGGGAACCACGAACAGAAUGGAGUAAAACCCCUUUCCUUCCUGGUCCCUUGGUACUGGUUCUAUGGCUUGAAUUGCUACCAGAUGAGAAAUGGCCGAGGCUACCAAGUUUGCUUUGGUGGUGUUUCGGGAGAGUGGACACCUUAUGAAACGAUCUGGUGGGGGAGAGUAGAAUUCUAAGGUGAGACCGUACUUGAUGGUCUCUACUACCCAAGCGUCGGAGGUGGUCAGUUCCCAGACGUCGCUGAACCUUUCCAGCCGACCCCCAAUGGGAGAGCCCUCCCUGGUGUCACUUGGACCGCCUGUAAGGGCGGCCUCCAGAUCCCCUGAAGGGACGCUUAGACUGGAAUUGGCCUCUGGCUCCAGUAUUUUGGCGAUCCUGGGAACGAUCCUGUCUGGAGUAGAAGGAUCGCGAGCCUCUUGACCAGUCCCAGGAUUGCCCUGGCCGAAAGGGCUGUCUCCAUUCCCAGGAGCUGCUGGGAGCUGUUUGUUUACGGAACUCCUGUGGUGGUGUCCUGUCCAGUUUCUUGGAAGGAUGGACUAAAAUCUUGCGCUUGUCCUUGCCUUCACUAACGUGUGGAUCCAGGAUAGAUCCAAACAACAGUGUCCCGCUAUAUUUGGAUGUGGACAGGUGCCAUUUAGCCUUCAAAUCUGUUUUCCAAUGUUUCAGCCAUAGAAGCCUUCGAGAGGCAACAGUGGCUGCAAUAGAUCUUGCAGAAUACUUAGUUGAAUGUAGGGAAGCGUCAGCCACAUAUUGUGACGCGGCCACUAGCUUGGCCAGUGUUUGAUGUGUUCUAACCUGAUCUGGUGGGAUGCUGGCUUGUAGCUCGCGAAGCCACAUGAUACAUGCCCUAUCGAAAAAGGAGGAAGAAGUUGCAGCCUUGGCCGCCCAGGCCGAGGCCAGGUGUGCCCGACGGAGAGAGAGUUCAAAUUUCUGGGCCUCCGCUUUCAGGGCCUCCGCCAUGUUCCCUGGAAUAGCAGAUGUGGAAAACAAGGAGAUCAAAAGACUAUCAACAGUGGGUACCUCCAAGAGUGAAGCAAAUGAAGGAGAAAUGUUAAACAGUUUCUUUUCUACACUGUUAGGGGCAGGCGGAGCUGCCAGUGAAGACCAUUGUUUUUCCACAGAGGUGCAAAAAACCUGUGGGCAAGGAACAUACUUGUCCUCCACUACCUUCUCAGCGAACAGAGGGUUAGCCUCCUGACUGGUAGAAGGAUUCUCCUCCUGCACCGAAGUGAGGUUAACAGUAGUAAUUGCCUUGAUCAAGAAAGAUUUGAAGAGAGAAGGGUCAAAGAGACCUGAAGUCGAAGUCUGCUCAGGAGCAGCCUCUUCCUCCAACAAAGGUAUGUCACCUACGUCUAGGUCAACCGACUCUGCCUCUCCCAGCUGUGAAGAGAUCUCUGAAACACCUGUAGCGGAAACAGUGGCUAUCCCUGAUUCGGAUGGAGGUUGAAAGGUCAGUUGUCCCUUGGAGGCCAUAAACUGAUUGAAUGCAUUUUGCAUGAAAGACUGGAAUUGAGCAGACCAUAUAUCCUCCUGAGAGCUGCCACUAGGGCCAGCGACAGCCGGAACCUGAUCAGGUGAUGAAGAUGAUGAGGAUGAGGAGCGAGGGGAACCCACCUGCUCAGUUUCCCCCAGAGGAGACCAAGACCUUAGAAUUUCCUGAGAAGGAACGAAUGUGGGCUCAGGUAUAGGGAUAUCCAAUGGAGUGGGGGAAACAAUUUCAGCCUCAUUGGACCUGAGUCUUUGGGCCCUAGAGAACUGUUUUUCCAAUGCCAAAUGUCUCCUCGAGGCUUCUCGCUCAGCUGUUUUAGAGGGCUCCUUCUGUGAUAUAUGCUUUGUUUUGGCUUUUUUCUUCCCCCCCCCCCCAACUCUGAUUCAGUGGAUCUGCGCUUUUGUUGUGGGGGAGGCAUUCUGGAGCUCUGUGAAGCUGAAGGCGAGGCGCUGUCUGCCAUUGCGAACCAGGUAUACCGAGUAAGAAAUACCUGGAGGUGGGGGGGGGGGAGGAAACCCAAGUAUGCAGACCAGUUGACAGAGAUGGAAAGAACCCAAUCCUCGCUCUGUGCAACCGCAAUGGCCGGACAGUCAGCCGCGUCACUAAAGACACCUGUCAGGCCAAUGACAAAUGCCACCCUACUAGAACAGUUGGGAAAUAAAAGGAUCUUCCCUCUUGCUCCUUCACCAGGGAAUCAGUAUUGCUAGUACAGGAAGUACACAGAUAUGCUGACAGUAAAGAAGACGGCUCAGUAAAUGCUGACAGGCUGAGCUUAUUUCCCCCUCCCCCAAUAUGGGGCUGACAAGUCAGACCCCAGGGGUGUCUCGGAUAUCCCUCCUGCAAGGGCUAUUAAUGUCCCUUCACUCAAUGGAGAAAUUAGGAAUCUCUGUGCAGAUAGACCCACCCAAAAUGGUGGACGUCUAUAAAACACACCCAAAAUGGUGUCCGGUGUUGAAAACGCCCUCAAAAUGGCAGCCGCCAGUGAAGCACGCGGUCAAAAUGGCGGCCGCGCCCCCUAUUAGAAGAUUCCCCAGAUGAUGGAAGUUAGAGCUAGAAUGGGGCAAAAAAACGAUAGACAAGUGAACAGACAGGGCCAAAGGGAACCCGAUAAGUCACUUGCGUUUCCGCGUCACUUUUGCGAGGCUGGAAUGUGUAUUCCGUGAGGGCUCCUCCAAUCAGCUCCGGCCACUGAAAAGGCUCUCUGCGCCUUAGCUAUGCGGCCGUCAGCCGCUGUUGUUGCCGGUUGCAAUCCAAGGCUCGCCCAAUCAAGGAAAUGAGCGGUCUGAGUCAGCUAACAAGCCUAAGCUCAAAGUCCGAGACCGAUGCGAGAAAGGACGCUGGUGAGUCAAGCGGACUGAAUCAGCAGGAGGCCCGGAGCUGAAACCAGAAGGCCAGGCCUGGCUGCCUCCCUAGUUUGAUAAAUUUAGUGAAUUUGUCAAGCGGAUUUGAACAUUGCCAAUUGAAAUCUAAUUAAAUAAGUUCUAAUUGAAGCCUAAUCUAAGUAAAUUCACUUUUUUAAAAAAACUAAUCUACCUAUGGAGCCUGAACAAUUACGUGCUGCCGAGCUCAAGACUAAGUCAAAACUGGGGAGGCACGCCCAAAGGAGAGGCGUGGCCAAAGUUCUGACCUAGUCUGCUGAGCAGGAAGGCUGUAACAACCCAUCCAGUGGAUUCUACAGUCAUCCUGCUGGAGAAUGGCUAAGCAUAUACGGUAGUUGAGCCAAGUUUCAAAAUAUAUUUUAGAGAUUUAAAUAUACUUUAGAGAUUAUAUUCAAUUCAGAAUUGGCAAUAUCAAAUCAAUUCUACACACACCUAACAACUUGGCUGUGAAAAAAGUAUAUUCCAGUAACUGAUUCUUAUUCCCAUCUAUAUAAAGUUUCUGGUUUGAAUGCAACCUGAGCUUUUUGAUUCUUUGCACACGAGUAGUUUAACUUACAGAACUAGAGGAUAAAUAUAUUUGAAAAGAAAGGUUCAGUUUUUCAUUGCUAAAGUCAUAAACAUUUAAAUUUCAUCAGGAUUUUAUAUGAAUAACUUUUUGUUCAACAGUCAGAGUCUAUAUGGUCAAAGGUAGUGACUGUUAUUUUGUAACUGAUUUUGGAAUGUAAUAACUUUUAUUUGUCUAUGCAUACUAACCAUUGUCCUGCUGAAAGAUAAACAUUUAUUUAACGUUUUGGUUUUAUGCUCAAACACUGCAGCCAUUAAUUAUAUGUGAUCUAUUAGAAAACAUUAAAACUAUAUAUAAUUAAAAACUAUGGUCAAUAUUAUUGAUUGGUUCAAAACAAAUACUGCCCAAAUUAUUCAUGACAUGUUUUUUAUUGGGUAAGCAGCUGCCAUUUUUAAGUUCAUAUAUUAAAAUAUUGAAGUACAUAGAAAUGUUUCCCAGUAUUUUUAACCUUGUUCAUUGGCUAAAAGCCCAGAAAGAUUUGACAAAUUGAUUGUUAAUAUAGGCAGAAAAUUGUCUGUAUUGUAAGCAAAUGAGUAAUUUUAACAUAAGAAAAUUGAAUCUGAUCCAUGAAUCAUACGCAACUUUAAUAUGUUGUGACUUGUGGUUGCUGAUGAACUGCAGGCAAUAAAGAAUGAAGACUCAGGCCUUUAGGUUCUUGAUAUUGUGCAUUUAAAGGAGUUAAAUAUUUGUUCUAAAUGUAUGUACAUGGAAAUAAAACAUUAAAAAUCAC